Tachysurus fulvidraco (yellow catfish) is the source of this 564-nucleotide messenger RNA. RefSeq names its product cilia- and flagella-associated protein 57-like. The coding region runs from base 46 to 435 and encodes 129 amino acids. The transcript is spliced from 3 exons. The record is from RefSeq and is a predicted model, not a curated record. Lineage: Eukaryota; Metazoa; Chordata; Actinopteri; Siluriformes; Bagridae.
AACGAAAUCAUUCUGGAACAUAAAACCUGGGUGGAAGAGCUGAAGAUGGAGAAAGAGUACCAGCUGUGUCUUAAAGAAAUGAAUUACGAAGAGAAGCUCAAGGAGCUCACUGAGAAGUUCAACCAACAGAUGGAUUCGAUUACAAAACAAAACCAGGUGCUGAAUUCAGAGAAGGACAAGCAGAAGAGGCUAAAGGCUAUUACAGGGAGAGCUGCUAAAGAGCUGCAGGAUCUGGAAUCUCUGGAGCUGCAGCUGAGAUUGCAGAGGAUAAAGAAAAACUAUGAGAAGAAGAUGCAGAAGCUGAAGGACGGACAUGCGCGAGCCCUGGAGGACAUCAUGCAGGUCAAGCUGAAGGAGAAGGAGCUCGAGUUGGGUCAUGUACGGAAUGGCCCCGCCCACCGCACCGCCCCUGACCACACCCACAUUGCUGUCUGAAAACAAACUGAAACUCAAACUGUUAUUAAUGAAGGACUAUAAUAGCCACAAGUUUCACACACACACACACACACACACACACACACACACACACACACACACACACACACACACACAUAUAUACACACA